Penicillium subrubescens is the source of this 1176-nucleotide messenger RNA. RefSeq lists its product as uncharacterized. The coding region runs from base 1 to 1176 and encodes 391 amino acids. The transcript is spliced from 6 exons. Gene Ontology annotation, molecular function: protein binding. Lineage: Eukaryota; Fungi; Ascomycota; Eurotiomycetes; Eurotiales; Aspergillaceae. The record is from RefSeq and is a predicted model, not a curated record.
AUGGUUGCUGAAUUUAAUGUCUACUGCGCGAUAUGUUGCUGUCCUCUCGGAGGCUCGUGUGAAGUCGGCUCUACCAACCCCUGGCACCUAAAACUACGCCGUGCACGCGUCGCGAGAAGGACUUAUUCACGCCGCACAGGAAGUCUUUACUACGAAACAGAUGAAGAGGAGGAGGAUGAGAAAGAAGAAAGGCUUUCCAAGAUGCCAUGGCUCCGAGAGACGGCAGAAGCAGACGUUGACGAGGACACUGCUUCAGUCAACAGCGACGACUAUGAUCACAGUUACGAUCCGGAUGUCAUCAGCCCAGAGGACCUCUCCUGGCUGAACACUGUGUUCGCCCUGGGAAUCGCUCAUCGCAAACCUGGGCCCAGGACAUAUAUGUUGUGUGAUUGUUAUUAUGACGACCGGAACCGGGUUUACAUUCACGACACAGACCCUGACGACUCCGAUGAGCAAUCACGUUAUUUCGCCUAUGGCGUGUCUGAUUUAACUGAUCCUCCAGUCUUCCCGGUUCACUGGGAGUGUAUCGUAUUGCUCAGUCGAGCCAUUGGCAUCUCAAGUGUCGCCUCUAUCCAAAAGAACGUCCUUUAUGACGUGAUGCUUGAUUUGGCAGAUUUUAGUUGUCUGAAUCUGAGCUAUGGUGAUAUCACAGGUCCAGACCAAGACUGGCAAUGUAUACCCGGCGAGGAGUAUUCCGUGGUCUGUCCUACCCUAGAGUUUGACAUGGGACAUCAAAUCAUUGUCGACUUUGAAGCCGGCCUAUUCGAAAGCCAGAAACCCUUAGAACUAGGCAACAAAGUGAUCAAAGAUCCGUUCACGAACAUGCCUUACGAUGUCAUAUAUCUUAUUCUUCAGUAUUUACCUGGAGAUUCGAUAAUGGCGCUCAACAGGGCAUCCUGGGCAAUCCUCACACUUACUCGAAGCAAUUCGUUUUGGAAAAACCGUCUCGCGGGGGACAUGGUCUGGCUUUGGGAGCUCCAACAGUAUUUUGAGAGCCCCGAGUCCAGUAGAGUGCGAAAUUAUAAGUCUCUUUACUUGUGGCUGGAUAAGAAGACUCAGCCAUUGUAUGGACUGACUGGUACCUUUAUGGGAAUUGCCAAUCGGAGACGCAUAUGGGGGCCCUGUACAGAACUGGCAGAACGAUAUCAUAGAAAGCUACACGGUUCGCUCCAGUGA